AUGGAUACAAACGAUCUGAAUCGAGAAGAUAUUCAACUAUCUCUUUCAAAUCAACAUGAACAACAAGAACAACAAGAAGAACAACAACAACAACAAAAGAAAAAAUGUCAUGGUAAUCGAAAAGAUCGACGUUUUAGAAAAAAAUGUAGGGCAAGACGAAUAAAACCAGCAAUCAUCGAAAAAUUACUUAAGAAGCGAAAGCAAGUGGAUAAGAAAAAGAACGACAAUAUAACGAAUAUAACAAAUGAUGGUAAUAGUACGAAACCAAUAAUGUCGAACACAGUAGCAAUUGAAAAAAGCGAUUGUUCAAAUUUGAUACCAAUGGCAAAUUUAAACAAGCGCAAACGAGAUAUAUCCAUACAAGAAUUAAAACCAAAUUCUGUCCUACCAAAAUCAACAGGUUCAAUAUCUAUUGUACAACGUUCAUCGAAAAAGAUGAUGAAACAGAAAAAUAAUUCAAUCAUUAAGUCAUCUAUGCAAGUGAUCAACGAUAAUAUGAAGAUUAAUUAUCGACGACCUAUGUAUUUGGAACGAUCAUCAUCUACACUUUUUCAAAUGUUAAAGAAACGAUUAAAUGAUUCACUGAAGAAAAAAGAUGAAAAAAUAUUCAUUUAUACACGACUACAACUAUUAGAUCCACAUUAUUGUUUAGAGAUAGAUCUACAAUUAUGGCGAUCCUAUUUAGAUAUUGGUUUACAACAACGUCGAUGGCCAGAGCAACUCUAUCUAACGGCAAACACGCAUGAUUUUGAAAUAUGUCAUCAAUAUCUAAUCAAUUAUAUCCAAGAUAUAGAAAACCAAAUGAAUCAAUAUCAAAUAAAAUUAACGGAACAAUCUCAAUCAUGUCCAAUAACAACAUUAACAAUGGAUCAAAUUGAUUCUUGUUUAAAAGAAUUUAUCAAUUGUCAACGACAAUAUUUAGACAAGAGAAAUAAUAAUCAAUUGGCUAAAUUCAAAGAUAAUAUCAAAGAAAAAGAAUUAUUUGAAAUUCUAACUACUUACUCUUCAACUCUGGAUUUAAAUAAAUUCAUCGAUCAAUUACUUACAAAACGACAAAAACAAAUAGAAAUUUGGAAAGAACAACUUAUGUUAGAAACACGUGUCAUAUGUAAAUUCUUACCACAAAAUUUCGAUCAACUACAAAAUUUUGUGUCACCAAUUACCUAUGUACCAUUGAAUAAUGAACAAAAAAUAGUUGAAUUGAAAUAUAAACAUUAUAAAAUAAUACAAGAAGGAAAACGGAUGUGGUUAGAUAUGUUUUUCUCUAUUUAUGAAAUUAACCUACAGCAAUAUGAUGAACAAUAUCAAGAAAUACUAAUAGAAUUAGAAUCAUUACUGUUGACAAAUACAACUAUAGUUGAUGGUACAACACUUUUCGAUCAAAUUAAUCAAUAUAUGACAUAUCGCACCGAUCAAUUAAAAAAAGAAAUUCGUGAUGAAAUGUCUAGUUUUCGUGGAAAACUACUUCAUCAUCGACAAUGUUCAUCCAUCACAAAAAAUAUGAUAGGCGUAUCACCUGAACCAUUUCUUGACUUAAUUUCAAAUCCAUUUACUAAACGUGAAUGGAACUAUCUUUCACUUGGUCCAUCUUAUAUUAGAUUAAAUCAAAGUGCAAUUCGUCCAGUCAAACAACAAAAUAUUCAAAUAAAAAAUCAACAUAAAGAUAUUUAUAAUAAAGUUGAAAAUCAUCUUACAAAAAAUCAACAUAUGCCAAAAACAGCAUCGAUUUUGACACAAUAUUCCAAUCAUCUUGUUAAUCAUUUGAAUCAAUCUUAUUUUGCACCAAUAUGUUAUAAAGAUCAACUUCAAGCGCAAGAACAAGCACGUAUUGCAAAAUCCAUUCGUAAUAAAAUCAAAAAGAAACAACUUAUUCUUCGUAUUACUGAUAAGAGUAAAAUUUUUUAUAUUGGUUCAAAGAUCGAAUAUGAAAAGAAAGCCGUCAAAUAUUUCUCUGACACAAAUGCUUUUGCUGAAUUAACAAAUAAUCCAUUCAAUGAAAUUUUGAACAAAGUUAUUGGUUUAUUAAAAACACUCAGUUCAAAAAAAUUCAUAUAUCAAUGGCAUGAAAAACAAAUGUUGCCUGAUCUAAAGAAAUGUGAACUAUCUCAUUUAUAUUUUAAUCCUAAAACACAUAAGGAUGGUAUACCUGUUCGACCUAUUGAGAAUACUAUUCAUUCUCCAACAACAAAUAUUUCAAAAUUUUUAGAUCAACAUAUACGACCUAUAUUCAAUGAUAAAUGUAGUACAACAACUAUUAUCGAUGGUGCUCAUCUAAUCAAACAACUUGAAAUAUAUACUAGGAAACAUCUUUUUAAAUCAUCAACUCUAUUUUGUACAUUUGAUAUUCAUAAUUUAUUUACAAUGUUACCACAAGAUGAAGCACUUGAUACUCUAAUUGAAUUCCUUUCUACACAUGGCUAUGAAAAAGUGAAAGGAAUUUCUCUCAAUAUAAUCGAAAAAUUAUCAUCAAUUGUAUUAAAAGAAAAUGUUUUUGUCUAUGGUAAAAAAAUUUAUAAACAAAUUAUUGGUGGUGCUAUGGGUUCGGCAUUGACAUUAACACUAGCAAAUAUUUUUAUGUGGAAAUGGCAACAAAAAUUCGUUGAUGAACAAAACCAAUCUGGUGAAUUUUUUGGCCGAUAUAUCGAUGAUGUUUUUAUAACAUGGAAUAGAUCUGAAGAAGAAUUACGAAAAUUUUUAGAUGAUGCUAAUACCUGGCAUCCAAAUAUUAAAUUAGAUUAUCAAAUUGGAAAAAGUCUUCCAUUUCUCAAUGUUCUCGUUACAAAUAAUAAUGGUAUUUUAACAACAUCAGUUUAUCAUAAGCCAGCAGCUGAACCAUAUGUAGUACCCUAUACUUCUGAUCAUCCUCGGCAUGUAUUUGGAAAUAUUGUACAAACUGCGCUUAGUCAAGCUAUGAGAUAUUCAUCUACAUUUGAUGCAUUCCACAAAGAACGACGUUAUAUUAAACUUAAGUUAUUAUAUAACGGUUAUCCCAGUUCAAUUAUUCACAAGGAAUUUCAAAAGUUUUUUCUUAAAUAUAUACCAACAUCAAUAUUACCAUCAUACUUACCAUUCGUCCAACAUGAAAAAGAAUUUGUUCUUAUGCGUAAUCAAAUAAUGGGUCAACCAACAUCGCGACAAUCACAAGUAGCGAUGAAUAUAACCAACGCCAAUGAUAAUAAUAAUGAUCAUACUAAUCAAUCCGACACUAUCCCAACGGAUUCAAUAUCCAUAAUCCAAAACAAGAAAAAGAAACCUUACGAUGAGAACAAAUUAAUUGUUCACUAUACACAUGAAAAGCGAUUUUCAUCAACCAAACGCGAUAUACAUCGGAACUAUACUGAUGUCUUCAAUAAUACACCAGCUAUGGAUGUCAAACUCAUUGUAGGUAAUCGAAAUCGUCGAGCAGCAACAAAUGACUUAAUACGUAAAAAACCACGAAAAUCAUUACUGACUAACAAGCCUUUUCAAAGUAUGUAUAUGUCAAAAAAAAAACAUCCAACAGAAAUAUAA
Messenger RNA from Adineta steineri, 3510 nucleotides. The record is from the annotation of a GenBank genome assembly. Lineage: Eukaryota; Metazoa; Rotifera; Eurotatoria; Adinetida; Adinetidae.